AUGUUUGUAAUAACUGCGUAUAGAUGGUACGCCCGGAACCCAGUGGUAACUGUGAUAGAAAGUACGCAAGGUGCAAUUUGGGAUGUGCCAUUCCCCGCAGUUACUGUUUGCGAUAUUAAUGUCAUAUCAAAAAGAGCGGCUCGGUCUCUUUCAAAUAACUUGACUUUGCCGCUGCAUAUAACACCGGACUAUGUGUUUAAGGCGUUAAAGCUAGUACCGCUUUUGUUUCUUGGGACAAAUGUAAAGCAAAAAGACAAAGAGAAACUAAAAAUACUUCAAGAUAUCAUCGACACGAAUGGCAUUACAAUUAAGACUUUGUUCACAACCUUAUCACCGACAUUCUCUUGCGAUAAUCUGAUUCAACGUUGUAUGUGGAAAAAUAUAGUGUACAGAUGCGAUCACCUAUUUCAGCAGGUGACAAUAAAAAUAGGCAUCUGCUGUUCCUUCAACUACUUUGCUGUCAAUGAUUCAGACAGCCUAAACCCGGAUUUAUUGAGAUUGUCUACCCCUCGCCGAGUAGCCUCUUGCGGUUAUCAGACAGCAUUGACAGUACUGUUGAAAGUAGAUGUUGAUGACUACUACAGCUCGGGGAUUGCAACACAAGGAAUACUGGUGUUCAUAGACAACGCCUACAAUAUACCAGACCAAGAUUCACCUGCAAGAAUGGUAUCUCCAUCCAGCGAGGUCCUUAUUGCAUUAGCGCCAGAACGUACUUACAGCACUUCGGGAAUAAAGGCUUUCACGCCUGAACAACGGCAGUGUUAUUUUCACAACGAGGUGACCAUAUCAAAUUUUAAACAAUACUCGUUUCACAACUGUAUGGUGUUCCAACGCAUACUUACAAUUAAAACCGAAUGUGGUUGUGUGCCUUGGUUUUUUCCUGAAAAAGAUGGCUAUCGCGUCUGCAACUUCAGAGAUAUCGACUGUAUGGAGACCCUUCCAGAACGUGUUACGAUCGAAGAUAUAGUAAAUUUGCCGGAUUCUGUACCGUGUUUGCCGGAGUGUGAGCAUUAUGACUAUCCCUUGGAAGUUGCCAUGGGGAAAUUGAGCGGCAAAGUACCCUUGAAUGGCCUGCCGUUUUUCGAAAAUGUGAACAUAGAAAAUUCAUCAGUUCUCAAUAUUUUCUUUAACGAUUUGGUGUCAACAAGAUAUCGACGUGAUGUUUAUCUCAACUGGCAAAAUAUAUUAGCUGCAUUUGGAGGUCUUCUUAGCCUCAUGCUGGGAUUCACGUUUAUUUCCGGAAUUGAUUUCGUUAUAUUUUUCAUGUUUCGAAUUGUAUAUGACUGCACAUUCAGCAAUAUUUGGGAGGAAAAGGAAUGGACGCCAGAUAACAAGAUUAUCCAAGUUGAGGAGAAAAAAAAAUCUAAGUUUUCUUCUAAGAGGGUGUGGAAAACUAGGUAUUAAGAGCACGAUAGAAAUCAGUGUAAGAUACUCGUACUUAACAACAUAACAAAAAUUUUCAGCGCUUAUUUUUAAUACUCCUAGUCACAAUUCACGCUUUAUGAGAGCAAUUAUUGUUGAUGGCAAAAUCACUAAACAUAUCUAAGGUUCUUAAAAUUAUACUUAUAAACUCAUUUCAUUAAAUGAAACAUUCGUCUCUUUUUAUCAAAUUAUGUUUACACUGUGAUGAAAAGAGACCAAUGAGUAUUUUAGUGUUCGAUUGCACUUUUUUUAAGAAUAAGGGGUUUGACGUAGAUUACUUAUAAUGCAAAAAUAUCCGAUUACUUUGGCUUAUUUAAGGAAAAUACCUUUUUGUCAAUAAAACAAAUAUAUAAUGAAUAGUUUAAAUAAUUCUGUAUUGACUUUAAUCUUGAUCCACAUAGAGGCCGUUGAAACAGGUAAAUAUAUACUUUUAUAAACAUAGUAUUUAGCUGUAGUAAUAUUGAGUAAGUGAUAGACGUUUUCAAAUCAUGCACUUUUGUAAUUCAUAUUUCCCUCUUUUAUGCACCUACAAAUUGAAAGCAUUAUUGUAUUCGCCUAGAGAAAGAUAAUUAAAAUAAAUAAUAAUUACAUUGAAGAUUAUAUAAUGAAUAAUUUAUAU
This is a messenger RNA of Pieris rapae (cabbage white), 2041 nucleotides long. Its product is annotated as sodium channel protein Nach. Gene Ontology annotation, cellular component: membrane. The coding region runs from base 1 to 1404 and encodes 467 amino acids. Gene Ontology annotation, molecular function: ligand-gated sodium channel activity. Gene Ontology annotation, biological process: sodium ion transmembrane transport. Lineage: Eukaryota; Metazoa; Arthropoda; Insecta; Lepidoptera; Pieridae. The record is from RefSeq and is a predicted model, not a curated record. The transcript has 11 exons.